Messenger RNA from Dentiscutata erythropus, 176 nucleotides. NCBI's taxonomy places the organism in Eukaryota, Fungi, Glomeromycota, Glomeromycetes, Diversisporales, Gigasporaceae. The record is from the annotation of a GenBank genome assembly.
GAAUAGACAAAAACAUACUAGAAUUAGCAAGCAUGGAUGAAAAUGCUCUAGAAUUAGAAGAAAUAAAUGAAAACACUCUAGAAUUAGAAGUAGAAAUAAGUGAAAACACUUUAGAAUUAGAAGAACCAAGAGUAAAUCAAGCCUGUUUAAAUGAUAUUAGUUGGUAUUCACAAUAG